AUGGUCGGUCAGUCGUCACGCGUCGCUUCAGCCAGGACAGAUCCAACGGGCAGCCUGUCAAUCAACACAGCGUCUAGCCUGCCCCCGAGGGGCAUGGCGACAGAAAUUCUCGACGCGUAUUGCAAUCACGACCGCCUCUGCUACCCGUUCUUGUCACCAAAAGCCCUGGACAGGGCACUGGAUGCUGUGUAUGAGGCGGGCAGCCCCGACGCCAUCGACCCAGCGGAUGGUUUUCUCAUUGACAUGACGCUAGCGAUAGGAACGGCUCAAGUGUACAAGCUCAAUUGGAAUGGGAUUUGGGAUGCCGAAGUUCACUACAACCGCGCCAUGACGCGUCUUGGUGACGUUCUAGGACGUGGAGGGAUCACCGCUCUUCAGGGCCUUCUUCUUAUCUGCCAAUACAGAAUGGGAACAACAUCACACGAUACGAGCACCAAUGUCUGGCAUCUCAUCGGAGUAGCAGCACGGACAUGUUUCGAGCUUGGAUUGCACAAGUCUUCGACUAACGCUUUGCCUCAUUCUCAGGACGGCGACGAUGUUGACCGCGAUGCGAGGGCCGAAGAUCUGGAGAUCAAGCGAAGGUGUUUCUGGAGUGCCGUAUCCAUGGAUCGCAUUGCUAGUCUCAUUCUCGGCCGGCCGCUGGCUAUCCAGCUGGACGAUAUUGACACGGAGCUUCCUCAGAUCGAAACGGUCGCAGUCGAGGUUCCCAUCCAUCAAUCUUUGUCGACUGCACCUCUUGGCACGCCCGAAUGGCAGAUGGCUACCACGAUAUUCGUGCACAUUGUGCGGUAUCGUCUGAUCUGCGGCAAGAUACUCAACUCGCUCCAUCGCAGCACCAUCAACAGAGAAAGCAAUGCCAGUUAUGAGGUCACGCGGGAAGCUUUGGCACAGGAGCUCAAAGAGUGGCAUGCAGGGACGACCAACCUCCCGCUCAUACCGGCGGAUGCACCGCUGGCCUCUCCAGCCAGCAGGUCAAGCUUUCGCUCCGAAGAAUGGUACACCCUCCUGUACCACAACGGCAUAUUGAUGCUUUUUCGACCGUCACCAUCAAUCUGCGACGCUUCGCAGAAUAGCAACGUCCUGCAACACAUGUUCGACUCGUCGCAGGAGGCAAUCAAGCUCUACGCCAACCUGCACCGCUCGCGAAAGAUCAACUACUCAUGGGUCACGCUGCAUUCCAUCUUUAUUGCUGGCUUAUCCUACAUCUAUGCACUGCGCAACCACCUUCAGCAUAUCCAGAACCGGCCGCUUCCGAACGGCAAUGCGGCCAACGCAACGUUGCGAUCAACUCCAACUAUCAGUCAAGUGGUCAAUGACACGCGAGCCUGCUCCAAAGUCCUGGUAGCUCUGUCUGAGAGAUGGGCCAUGGCACGGAAUUGCUCCGAAGUCUUUGACCGCCUCAGUGACGCUGUAGUCGCAGAUGUGGUCGAGGCUCAGAGCGGACAACCCCAGGCUUCCGCAGCCGCACCAUUCCCAUCUCAGCAGACUCCUCAUAUGACACAGCAGGUUGAUAUCAGUCUCACGGGCGCUCUGUACGAACACAGCACGAAUCAGAACUUUGUAAACAUGACGGUGGACGAGACGCUUCGAGAUUGCUUCGGAGAUCUACAGAACAUAUACUACGAUCAGUACCAUAGCGAUGCGAUUGCCCAGCUUUCACAGGAAUGGCUCUUUGGUUUGGGAGAUAAUCCCAGCCGGUAUUUCUGA
Messenger RNA from Colletotrichum karsti, 1707 nucleotides. RefSeq lists its product as uncharacterized. NCBI's taxonomy places the organism in Eukaryota, Fungi, Ascomycota, Sordariomycetes, Glomerellales, Glomerellaceae. The coding region runs from base 1 to 1707 and encodes 568 amino acids. Gene Ontology annotation, molecular function: sequence-specific DNA binding; DNA-binding transcription factor activity, RNA polymerase II-specific; zinc ion binding. The transcript has a single exon. Gene Ontology annotation, biological process: DNA-templated transcription; positive regulation of transcription by RNA polymerase II. The record is from RefSeq and is a predicted model, not a curated record.